GGGACUUGGCUCGAAAACGAAGCCACUGCAACACUGCAAGCAAUGAUGCUUUUUGUGAGGGCGAUAAAGGUAGCAUCAUCAUUAUUCAGCUGCUUGCUUCGCCUUGGCCUGCAUGUGCCUAUCCAAGCUCUCGUGAAGGCGGGAUUAGAGUGGGCCGAGGCCAGAGUGCGUCUGGGGGUCAUUGGGCAGUGCUUGAGUUAGAGCAGCCCCGUUUAUUUUGUCCAAGUUGUCGUUGGCAGUUGGCAGUUGAAAGAGUGAUGAUCGAUCGAUGGUGCGAGCCUUUUGGACCCUCAUCUCCAGCAAUUCAGCACGGUUUCGUGCUAUGGACAUAGUUGCCUGCUGUUCUCGAUUGGCUCGAGUCGUUUCAGAAAGACAAAAGGGCCGAUUUCCACUUUAUUUGGUGGAGUUGAAAUAUAUCUGGCAUUGGAAGAGUCAGUGAAGGUGGAUGUGUGUUUCAGUAGUAGACAGCUCGUUUCACUCAGCCCCGUGUCGGCAUUUAUCAUCGCAGCUCGACAGCUCAAGUAAUAGAGAAGAGGAUUCUGCAUCUUAUUUGCAACCCAUAGUUUGAAUUAUCUCCGGCACAGAAAGAGGGACGUUCGAGUUCUACAGGAUACACUCCACACAAAAGGAAUAAUUGGCGCAGCAAGACGUAUUGGUUGCCGACUUAUCGUUGUUCACUGCUCCUGACCAGACAUCACGAAAAGCAGCCGCCAGUAUCAUGAAUCGAAGACCUCCUUCCACCGGCAUCGACUUUGAUCGAUUGGGCAGCGGAAACUCUUUCAACUCUAUUGAAGCUUGCAGUUUCCAGCUGGACAAUCUCCAGAUUUCCAGAGUGUCCCCGAACAAUACCACGUCCACUCAAGCACAACAACGUUGGGCUGGAUACCCCGUCCAUCACUGCCGACCUCGGCCUCUCCUUCAUGUACCAGGUCCCUUGCGCUGCAGUCCCAUUACCGAGGAGGACAGCAGUGAAGGUCCCGUCAAGAAAAGAUCCUCCGUUGCAUCAUCAUGUCCAUGGCCGAAGGAUCCCAUGAGCCUCAGGAACGACACUUGCGAUGAACGUCAAAGGAAGAAACGAAAGCAGCAUCGAGAUGACUUGCCACUGGACCUUUCCCUCGCCAGGAUCAUGCCGUCGCCUGUUCCCGUCGCCUUUCCCAAACCUCCAAGAAGCAGAGUGGAUUCAGCUGCUCUGGAAACGACGUCUCUGGAUGAUGCAGUGUCUCAGCAUUCGUCAGUGGCAUCCUCCGAAGGGGUAGAAGAAUCUCUCCCGAUCAUCCAGCCAGAUCGGUUCCAAUACCUGUUGGACUUUCUCCGCCAGGCACCGGCGUCGAACCGAUCACCUCCCACGCGCUUCGUUGGUUCACCAGUGGGCAGCACAGGUUCAAGCGGCAGGCAUGAUCGGUUGUAAAGAAGCAGUAUAUCAUACACAGCCCUCGUUUUGAGGGACGCAUGUAUGUUCAUUAUAUAAGAAUUUAUAGGUUUUAACUUUGCACGGCAAACAAAU
Seminavis robusta is the source of this 1504-nucleotide messenger RNA. The record is from the annotation of a GenBank genome assembly. NCBI's taxonomy places the organism in Eukaryota, Bacillariophyta, Bacillariophyceae, Naviculales, Naviculaceae.